GUUAUUGCUGCAACACUGGAAGAAACCUACAUACAGUCCAAGACGCCUCUUCUUUCCUCACGAUGGAAUGUCUAUUGCGUUGACAAGCCGAAGAGAAACUCCGCAACCUUGGAUCGCUGUGCAAUGGAAAAUUAGGACCUGAAAUUGCGCAGAGGAUUGCACCUGUGCUUACACUGCAGCAAACUCGGCCCGAUCUAGAAAGGCCAUUUUUUUUUCUUCUGCAGGGAUAUCCAGUUCCCUUGAUUUCAUUGUGACUCUUCUUAAAGGAGAUGAAAAAAGAUACUGAUUGCUGCCUCGUGACACUGUAUCCACUGAUCAAGCGUGGUAUCCGUUCUCCUUACUUCUUCCGCACCGGAGGUUUGACGAUGUGCUGAAAUGAUCAUGAUCCAGCGCAGAUUCAGUUUGCUGUAAUUUGCACUCUGGAAGUGGUCUCGGGUAGUGCAGCACCCGCGAGAGAUUGUCUGAUCUUGUUGGCCAGAUGACGUUUCCACCUCCUAAUACUGGCCAAUGGACGUCCGGCUUAUGCGACUGCUUUGAGGACUGUAACUCGUGUUGUUUGGGCAUGUUUUGUCCAUGUGUGCUGUUUGGACGAAUUGCCAACAUUGUAGACCAAGGCGCGAUAUCUUGUCUGGGAGCGGGAACUGUGUUCUGCUGUCUGACAAACUGUACAGCAUGUGGAUUUCUCCACACUUGUACAUACCGAGCACGAAUGCGGCAGAAGUUCGGGUUACCAGAAAAACCUUGCGUUGAUUGUUGCAGCGACUACUUUUGUUUGAGAUGCUCUACUUGCCAACUUUAUCGGGAGCUACUCAACCGUAGAAUUGAUCCUUCCCAUGGAUACAUGGGUGUGAGGGAUGUCUACGACCAGUUGCAACCAAGGACGCGUGCACCCACACCUCAGCAGGUGGUUGGAAUCUCAGCACCUGCAGGACAAUUCAUGACCACCUCUGGAUUCUAAACCACAAAGAUGUGUAAAUGGAUUUAUCACGUGCCCAGUUUGCAAGGAUUGACACAAUGUCAUCUGGUUUCCUGAGUAUAAAGUUGGCAACAGGCCUUUCUCAUUAGCAGUUCUACCUGAAUUUUGACCUUAUCAUGAUCAUCAUUCACAUACAUACAGGUAUUAAGUAGCUAGGAUCCGAGUCAGAAAUACAAAGAUGCAUAACACUAUUUUUGGGUUGAAGCGAGAGGCAAGAUGUAACUCAGCAGAUAGGAAAUCUUGGACAAUAAAGCGAAAUUAUCUCUACUCUUGAAAGUGGCUCCAGGCCCUAGUAAGAUCGAUAUCUAUGCAUGAGCGCGUCAAUCAACAUCCUAACUUUGGUUUUUGCGGUAAUGCCAAUACAGAUAUGAAGUCACAGUAAAAAUAUUAGCAGCAACUGCUCAUCUUCAGCACUCGUAUAGAAAACCUCACAUCACUAUCCGGCCUUGAGGCUCUGUUCAAAGCAGAUUGAGUUUUAACCGAAGUCAAAGAUGUAUUACAGAUUCAUGUACAAUGUCGUCUUAUCAUUAAUGUCUUGUCCGGUCAAGCCCACGCAAUCCGCAGUAAUUAGCAAAAGUUAGCAACAAACGCUGGACUUUGAACUUGUGACAUUGCAUCUAAGGAGAUCUUGCUGAAGACCAAGAACACCUGAACCGACGGCACAAUACCUUUGGAGAUGAGUGGUUCAUAAACAUCAUAAUGUACCAUUCAUUUUUUACCAUGCUUGGAUUAAGCACUCUGCC
Molecule: messenger RNA, 1719 nt
Organism: Marchantia polymorpha subsp. ruderalis
Lineage: Eukaryota; Viridiplantae; Streptophyta; Marchantiopsida; Marchantiales; Marchantiaceae
Source: the annotation of a GenBank genome assembly